Molecule: messenger RNA, 2665 nt
Organism: Schistosoma turkestanicum
Lineage: Eukaryota; Metazoa; Platyhelminthes; Trematoda; Strigeidida; Schistosomatidae
Source: the annotation of a GenBank genome assembly
AUGGGAUUAUUAUUUUAUUUACUGGUCAUCAUUCAGUUUACUAAUGCAUUACACAACGCUCUACAUAAAGAACGAUAUAAAUAUAACAAGAAUUUCGAUCGUCUAACACAACCAGAUCACAGAAAACCACUGAAAAACCAAAGUAAUUUCUAUCAAAAAGUCAGUUACGUUAAUCAUAAUUCUGAAAGAUUGAAAAGAAAUUUCUUAGUUGGCAUUAAUUCACAUAGUUCAUCAUGCCAAUCUGGUUCACAAUCAUUUCAAUGUUCUCCACCGUUUAAAGAUAUAUCACGUGGAGUAUCGGUUUAUGCAACUUCAACAUGUGGUGAGCAUCGACCACAGAGUUUAUGUCGAUCUGACAAGAAUUGUCAAUUAUGCAAUGCUAAUUCUACUGAAUGGAAAUUUUCUUCGGAAUAUUUAACUGAUCGUCAUAAUAUUGAAAAUCAAACUUGUUGGGCAUCAGGAUUUAUUCAACCCGGUGAAGCGGUUAAUCUUACUAUAUCAUUGGGAAAACGUUUUGAAGUAUAUUAUAUAUCAUUGCAACCAUGUAGUAUAGGUAGUUUACCACAUUCAAUAGCAAUCUAUAAAUCAUCUGAUUUCGGUCGUACAUGGCGUCCAUGGCAUUAUUUCUCAACUGAUUGUUAUCGAGCUUUCGGACUACCUACCUCAAAUGAACAUAAUAGUCAUAUAACAUCUGCUAAUUUACAAGAGGUAUUAUGUGUUGCAUUACAACCACGUGAAAGUUAUUAUAGUCAUCAAGGUAGAAGAGUUCGUUCAAUGAACAGUUAUAUCUUUAAUAAACCAAAUAAUACUAGGAAUUUUGGAGGUAUAGGAGUGCCUUCAGAUUGGGUUAUUGCAUUUAGUACAACACUUGGUCGACCGGCAACACGUCCUUGGAGUCCAGCUCUAAUUGAUUGGAUGACUAUGACUGAUGUACGUAUAAGCUUAAUGAAUUUUCAUCAGUCAAACGAACCGGAAUAUCGUAUUAAGAGAAAUACCUAUCAAAGUCAACCACUACCUGAUCAUUCUAGACCAAAACAGCAUUCAAAUUACUUUUAUGAUAAUUUUCAUAAGCAUCAAUUAAAACGAAUACGAAGUUCCAGAGCUGAUCAGACUAUUACGGAUUUAUCUCAAAAUGAAAUAAAUCAAACUAAUAAGAUCAAUAGCCGAACUGAUAUAAAACUCAAUGCUAGAAAAUCUUUAAAUGUAACUGUCAACCCUGAGAUUCUAACAGACAUAGACUUUUAUGCAUUCGCUGAUAUAGCUAUUGGUGGACGGUGUAAAUGUAACGGGCAUGCAAGUGAAUGCAUAUUGGGUUCAAAUGGUAAACUAGUAUGUGCAUGUGAACAUCAUACAUCCGGUGAAGAUUGUGAAUAUUGUAAACCUGGUUAUAUGGAUAGACCAUGGGAUAGAGCUACACCUCAAGAUGCGAAUGUUUGUAAAAAAUGUGACUGUAAUCUUCAUUCAAAUGAAUGUCGAUUUUCAAAUUCACUUUAUUUACUAUCGAAUCGUGUCAGUGGUGGUGUUUGUGAAAAUUGUCAACAUAAUACAAUUGGUCGUAAUUGUCAUCAAUGCGCUGAAGGUUAUUAUCGAGAUUGGACUAAACCAAUAAGUCAUGAAAAUGUUUGUCUACCUUGUCGAUGUCAUCCGAUAGGAUCUAUUAUCCGUCACGACUGUGACCGAAGAAGUGGACAGUGUCGGUGUAAACAAGGUGUAGCUGGUUUAACAUGUGAUCGUUGUCAAGACGGGUAUCACCAAACUCGUUCACCUCUCAAUCCUUGUACGAAAGACUUCACAUCACGUGCUGUAGCUCUGGCUUAUACACCAGGUGAUAUAAAUUGUCCACCAUGUAGUACAAAUAAAGAAAGAAUUAAACUGAAGAAAUUCUGUCGUAAAGAUGCCGUUUUCGAAGCUUCAUUUAAAUCACGUGAACUUCAUGGAAAUAUGGCUCGUUUUGAAAUGCACGUCACUCAGAUUUGGAGAAUUAACAAAGAAUUCCUUAAAGGAAGUUCAAGUGUAUACUGGCCUGCUUCAAAAUCUUUUAUUGACUUUGAACAUUACAGUCAAGAUGAAUAUGAAGAAGAGAUUCAGAGAAAAUCAAAAGAAUUAGUUCCUGUAUGGGUUCGUCUUAAUGAAUUAAAAUGUAAAUGCCCAUUUAUAGAAUUGGGAAUCCCAUACCUGAUAGUAACAGACUUCGAGAGUUUCACAAAUAAAAUAAGAAAUGAACUAUUAUUUUCUACAAAAACUGCAAUUUUACCUUGGCGUUCAAGUUGGAAACGUAGACUGGUUCGAUUUCGCAGAAGAGAAAAUCGUGGAGCUUGUGAAAAGUUCCGUGAACCUACUAAACUUCUCAGUGUAUUUCGCCCUAAACAAACACUUGAAAUACCUACAAUUGAUCAUGAAUGGCAUUCUCCAGUCAAUCGUCGACUUACUUCAUCUCUACAUCAAAAGCCUUCAUAUUCUUUAUCUUUACGACCUUAUUCAAAAUAUAGACGUGACUACAGAGUAUCAUAGGAGAGUUAACAUUUCAUUCAAUCAUUUCAAUGACUCAUUUUGUAUAAAACACUUUCUCAUAUAUCUGUAUAAAUUUUAAGCGUAAAUAAUAAUGCACGUUGCAUGAAGUUUUUUAAUUUAACAAAGUGCUACACCUAUUUCAUACCCAUUACAU